CGCGCCCUUUUCUUCCCACCCCUUCUUCAACCCCACCCAAUUCCCUCCCAAAUCUCACUCUUCUCCCAAUCCUCCCGCCAAUUCCCAACUCUCUCCCGAUGCCGACGCUCCGCAGCGCCACGCUGAGCCCGGCGCCGGCGGCCACCCCCUCCCCGACGGCCGCCACCACCCCGCGCAGCGCCAAGCGCCGGCAGACCCCUCGCCGCGCAGCCGAUUCGGCCGAUUCGGCGCAGUUCACCGCCCCGCACACGUCCCCGCUCGCCGGCGCCGGACCCAUGGGCGCCCCGAAGAUGCUCUCGGCGUCGCCCAAAUCCUCCCGGAAGCGUCUCUACGGCGACCUCGUCGCGGCGGAGAAGCCCAGGUGGAACCCGCGAGACCCGGCGCAGAUGCAGGCAGUCAAGGAGGCGUUGCACGUGGCCACGGUCCCCUCGUGCGGCGUAGUCUGCCGGGACGACGAGCAAAGGCGCGUGCUCGAGUUCUGCAAGGCCUGCAUCGAGCAGGAGAGGGCGGGGAGCCUCUACGUGUGCGGGUGCCCCGGCACCGGGAAGACGCUGUCGAUUAACAAGGUCAAGGAGAGAGUGUCGCGCUGGGCUGACGAGAUGGGACUGGAGACACCUGAUGAGUUGUCGAUCAAUUGCACCAACCUAGGAAGCACAUCUGACAUUUUUAGUAAGAUACUAGCGAAAUUCCAGGUUCGGAAGAAGGCAAGUGGAAAAUUGUCACCACUUCAGCAACUGCAGAGCAUGUUUUCCCACAAAGAGUCUGCUCCAAGAAGGAUGCUGUUGGUUGUUGUGGAUGAGAUGGACUAUCUGAUAACAAGAGACCGGGCUGUGCUACAUGACCUUUUCAUGCUUACCACUCACCAAUUCUCGAGAUGCAUACUAAUAGGAAUUGCAAAUGCCAUAGACUUAGCAGACCGGUUUCUUCCAAAGCUUGAAUCCUUAAAUUGCAAGCCACUUGUUAUAACCUUCCGUGCUUAUUCCAAGGAUCAAAUUUCCAACAUAAUUAAUCAUAGGUUAAAGGCUCUUGAUUAUGAUGUUUUUGAACCACUGGCCAUUGAAUUUUGUGCUAGGAAAGUAGCAGCAGCCUCUGGAGACAUGAGAAAAGCUCUUGGUGUCUGCAGGAGUGCUGUGGAGGUAUUUGAAUCAAGACUACAAGAUUCUUCCAAACAAGGAUUUGGAGUUGUGACAUUUGACCAUAUGGAUACUGCAUUGUCAAAGGUAUUCAAGCCAGUGGUAGUAAAUAGCAUACUGUGUCUUCCCCAACACCAACAGAUGGUACUGUGUGCAUUGGCAAAUACCUUUCAGCAUUGCAAGAAAAAGGCUACUACUCUAGGAGAGCUCAACAAAUCAUACAUAGAAAUUUGCAGAUCAAGCCAAGUCCCAGCAGUUGGGAUGCUUGAAUUUUCUAACAUGUGCAUGAUUUUGAGCGAUCAGGGAUACUUGAAGCUAGGGCAAUCCAAGGAAGAUAAACUCAGGAGAGUAACUCUUCAGAUUGACAUUUCAGAUAUCACAUUUGCGUUUAAGGAUAGCCGAUUCUUUCAGAAGUGCCUCGAGCAACCAAAGUUUUAGUUAGAACACCGUGCUUCCUCUAUAGGUGCAUAAGUUAUCUCUGUAUCCAAGAAUCCCCAAAAAGCUCAGGUGCUUUCAGUCCAUUGUACCAACACAUGGUAAUUUUUCAGUCAGUCCUCGCUGCUGUUACCAGGAUUGUUGAUUUAUGAAGAAACUCUUUUUCUUGCUGCCGAAAGUGUACAUGCACUGAGUUCUGUACUUCUCAUACAGUUUUCCAAAAGAUAGUUGGUUUUACUUGGAUUUUUCAUUUUUCUUUCUUUUAUAGCAAUUGAUCAAGUAGUCACCCAUUGUUGUACCCACAAUUUAUGUUAGUAAGAGCACUAAUAUAGAAUUGGAACAUUUUUCAUUUGA
Lolium perenne is the source of this 1922-nucleotide messenger RNA. Its product is annotated as cell division control protein 6 homolog. NCBI's taxonomy places the organism in Eukaryota, Viridiplantae, Streptophyta, Magnoliopsida, Poales, Poaceae. Gene Ontology annotation, cellular component: nucleus. The record is from RefSeq and is a predicted model, not a curated record. Gene Ontology annotation, molecular function: ATP hydrolysis activity; DNA replication origin binding. Gene Ontology annotation, biological process: cell division; mitotic DNA replication checkpoint signaling; DNA replication initiation.